AUGGAUACGAACAAAUAUCAUCCGGAUGAUCCUGACCGCCAUUUGAGGCGCUUGUCAGCAAUUAUAGGAAUUUCUACUCGUGUUCAAGCAUUGGCUAUGAAAAAACGGAAAUCGGUGAGAAUUGAAACGAGGGAGGAAAAGAAUGAAAAGAUUAUGAAAGCAGCAAAACUUGAUAGGACUGGAAGAAAUAUUAGAAUUGGAGUCAAUGAACGCUUCGUCAUUGAAAAUGUGUCUCAUGUCCUUGGGAUUCAAGACGAUGAUACUCUGAAUUUUGCUAUUGAUUCUUUAGAAAAUACAACAGUUUUAUGCAACUUCUUUGAAAUUCACGGUUCACGAAUGAUUUUAUUCCAGUUUCAAUCUCACGAUCCACCAAGCAUGACCAGUGGACGAUAUGAUCCAAAAUUGAAAGACAAGGUCGAUGUUGUGCUUUUCUCCACAGGAAACGGAGUAGAAAUCAUUGGCCCAUGUGUCGUUGCUUAUCGACUUCAAAAUUUAACAACUAUUGAAGCAAAAUCAGUAGCUGAAGAUAUAUUUUUUACUUUAAUACCGGAGGGUGAAAAUGUCAUUGCGUCAAUCGCACAAAUAAUUUACUUAUUUGAAAAUGAAAACAUUUUGAAGCAAACUACUAAUGGUUUUCCAGGUACAAAAAAUGAUAUCGUGUCUUGUUCAAUCGAUUUGAAAGUGAACAAUGAUCUGUUCAAAGGUUUUCUUCUCGCUUCUCAUCAAAUUGAAGAGACAAGUAAACGCCGUGAUAAAGUUGCUGAAGUUGAGAAAGAAUUUUGUCAUUGGAUGAAACAAGUCGAAUGUGUUGUUGUUCAAGGAGGUCAACUCACUAAAGAUACAACUGAAUCCGGUCCCAAUAAAGAAUUAGAACUAUGGCGGAAUAUGUUGACAAAGUUUAACAAAGCUGUAGAGUUUACUGAUUCGAAGCCUUUCAAAAAUUAUUUGAAAUGUUUAAAGAUUUCAAGAUCAAAACUUAUAGAGCCAUGGAAACAAAUUGAAGAUACUCUGAUAAUAUUGUUGAAUGAAGCUAAAGACAACGUUCGAUUUAUGACAUCAAUUGAAACCUUUUGGGAUCCACUUUAUCGUUGUCCACCAUUAGAAAUAGCUGAUUGUCUUUCACAGUUAUUGCAAGCAAUUCGCUCUGUUUAUAAAAACUCAAAUUUCUACUACAGCGAUGUACGAAUCACGGGUUUGCUAUCAAAAGUUGUCAACCAAUUGAUCAUCGCGUCACAAAAAUAUCUCACAAAUAAUUACAAGAACUCAGUUUGGGAACAAAACAUGAAUGAGUUUGUGAAGAAAAUUGAAGAAUGUAAGAAAAUGAAAGAAGCAUUUCGACUUAAUUAUACGAAAAUGUUGAAUGAAAUGAAGGAGGAUGGAGAGAGAACCUUUUUUUGUUCUGAUAAAUAUCUUUUUGAACGUUUUGAUUCUUUUGAAACACGUUUAAGAAAAAUUUGUGAAAUUAUGGAAAUUUGUCUCCAAUAUCAAGUAUUGGAUCGAAUCAGAAUCGGUGGCAUGGAACCAUUUUCUGAAAAAAUUAAAUCUGCUUUUAAUGCCAUAUCACAAAAGCCUUUCGAUCCACUAGCUCAUCGUGUGAAAGAGUUCGAUGAUGAUUAUCAAACGUUCCAGGAAAAAAUCUGUUCAGUUGAAAAAGAAAUGCAAGUUUUUGUUAAAAAUUAUGUCAAAGAUAUUGAACUUGCUGAAAUGCGAAUACUGACACUAGCUCGUUUUGAUCGAUUGAAUCUUGAUUGCUUACGGUUAGAUCGACGAUAUUUGGAUGUUGCUGAGAUGCUUGAAGUUGAAUUUGAAGAGCUUAAAGACACAUAUAACGAGAAACGCGGAGAUCCACCAAUUCCAAGAAAUAUUCCCGAAGUAAUUGGUCGGAUAAUGUGGAUUCGAAUGCUUCGGCAGAAAAUGGAAGUUCCCUUGAAUGCUUUAAAGGCUCGUGAAUGUGUACUUACUCAUAAGCGAGCUCAACCAUGUGUUAAGUUUUAUAAUUUUCUCACUGGAAUUUUCCUUCAAUACGAACUGACAGAACAUAAAGCUUGGUUUAUUUAUGCUGAAAAGGUUCGUAAACAACUUGAAAUGCCAGUCAUAAGAAAGGAUAAAAAAACUAAUCAUUACGAAGUGAAUCUUGAUCGUACAGUUAUUCAAGUAAUCAAAGAGACUGAAUCAAUGCUGAAACUUGGCUUGGAAGUUCCUGAAACUGCAAACACGUUGGCAUAUUGUAAAGAGAUAAUUAUUGAAGCUCAUGCAACUGCAAUUGAUCUUAUUCAACGCAACAAUAAAUUAAGACGGACGAUUUACCCUCAAUUUGUUCCACUCAUGAGAAUUCAGCUAAUUAAACUUGAACGAGUCUUUACUCCGAUGAUCUCGACAGUAACGUGGUUGAAUGUGAAUCUUGAUGAAUAUUUCAAAAAUAUUUCUGAGGUUUUAACUCCAAUAGAGAAUUUUCUGAAAGAAGUUUCAGAUAUCAAUGAUCAAAUUGACCGAACUUUGGAAUCCAUAAAGAAAUCUAUUCUUGUUACUCUUCCCGAGAAAGCAGUUGAUCCAGAAGAACUUCUAGACAUGAAUGUUGAGUAUCGGUCAGAAAUAGAAAGAAAGAUUGAGAUGAAGUCACAAGCAGCCGAGAAAGCUGCUGUUGAUUUAAUUAAUAAAUUUGUAUCUAAAUCGAAAAUUCCUUUAUAUGAAAGAUCAGGAAAAUAUCAACUACCUCUUGAAGAGAUCAACGAAACUAACUGGCGAGUUGAAGAGUUAAAACCAAUCGAUGUUUAUGAUUGGUUAUCAUUUGAAAAGCUUUACAAGUCUAUUGGCUUUGCAACACCGGAAGAGAAUGAAAUAUUAUGCUUUAAAGAUUACGAUGGACUAAAUUACGAUGUGACUUUACUUCACAUUGAUUGUGUCGAAUUGUUUGCUUAUUAUAAUCACAAAAUAAUUUCUGCACUUGCCAGAACGACGAGACUUAGUAUGGAAUUGUUCAAGAAACGAUCAAACAUUACUGGUCAAAUUUAUUCAUUACUUUGUAGUUCAAACAGAGAAGAAGCAUUAUUAAAAGCUGAAAUUCAUCUGAAGGUUCCAUCAUUUGUCUUAGUGCCAAGUUUAAGUGAAAUUCAGAAGUAUUACGAUGGAACAUUAUCAAACAUUGUUGGAACACAUUAUGCUGUGACAAGAUGGGGACAACAUGCAAAGACUGAAGAGCGAAAGAAACGAAACCCGUUGUUGGAAGAAAAGAGAUAUGAUACUCAUUUCUUUAUCACAAUUCUCAAUCAUAAAGAAGUCUCAAGAUACAAAAUGAGUUUUGAAAAUGGAGUCAUGCAAUUGGAAUCAAAAAUCAAUUCAAUUCUUGACGACCUUUAUCAAAACUACAAAUUUUUAUGGGAUGAUAAACGUGAAAGUAUCAUUGAAGCAUUUGUUAUGGGGAAUCCAUUGACAGCAGACAUUCGUGACAAAUUGUUGCACUAUGAUAAGAUCACAGAAGAAAUCAAAAAUCUCAGUAAAGUGAUUUGUGUUCGAGCAAUUAGAAUAAAUUGUGAAAAAAUGAUCAACGCUUUGGUGGAAGAGUCAGCAGCAUGGAAAUUAAUUUUAGGCUCAAAACUAAGCAACUUCUAUCGAUCGAUUCUUAGUGAAAUGGUUCAAUUUAUUCAAGUGCAACAAAAAGUCUUAGCCAGGCCUCUUGCUGAUCUCGAUGAUUGUCAAAUUGCAAUGAAUUGCUUGAAGGAAAUUAGAGAAAAUUUCUUUCGAAUUGAUGACAGUUUAGCACUUAUGGAAGACACUUACGCAAUGUUUGCAGCUUUUCAUAUAAAUAUCUCACCAGAAGACACAGAACGUGUUGAUGGACUUCGUUACAUGUUCAAUACAAUGAUGAAAACAGCCGAUGCUGUUAAUAAAGAAGUUAUGAGACUGCAAAUUCCUUUACAAAAUGAACUUGAAGCUGGUGUUGAACAAUUUACUAAAGAUCUUAAGACAUUUGAUGAAGAUUUUGUUCAACGUGGUCCUAUGGUGCAAGGAAUUCCAGCAAAGGAAGCGAGUGAUCGAGUUCUGCUGUUUGAAACUCGACUGCAAGAGUUAACCAGGCGUAAUGAAAUUCAUGCAAAUGGAGAGAAACUUUUCGGACUUCCAGUCAACGAAUAUCCUGUGCUACAAAAACGUAAAAAGGAUAUCAACUUUCUUAAUCGAUUGUAUAAGUUAUAUUUAGAUGUUAUGAGAAGCAUCGAUAAUUAUUCAGAAACACAAUUCAAAGAAAUCGACAUGAUAAAAAUAACGCAGGAAAUUCAAGACUUUGUCAAUCGAUGUCGAAAACUUCCACGUGGAAUGAAAGAUUGGCCAGCAUUCAUAGACUUAAAGCAGAAAAUUGAUGAUUUUAAUGACAGUUGUCCAUUGAUUGAUUUAAUGGCACGCGAGGGAAUGAAAGAACGACAUUGGCAAAUGCUGGAAAAUAUUAUGAAAUUUAAGUUUGAUAUUCAUUCGCCAAUUUUUACGCUUGGUGUUGUUUUGAGUGCGCCUUUGUUGGAGUUCAAAGAUGAUAUCGAAGAUGUUUGUGUUGGUGCAAUUAAAGAACAAGAAAUUGAAACCAAAUUUCAAAGUGUUAUCAGGGAAUGGAAAGAUGUUGACCUACCACUUGCACCUUUUAAGAAUCGCGGCGAUCUACUCAUCAAAGCUGGUGAUGUUCAAGAUAUCAUCACUAAAUUAGAAGAUUCUUUAAUGACGAUGGGUUCACUUGCUUCAAAUCGCUUUAAUGGACCUUUCAAAAAAGAAAUUAUGUUGAUGCUUCAACGAUUGUCAAGCACAAGUGACAUUCUUGAACGUUGGCUUCAAGUUCAAUUUCUUUGGAUGUAUCUUGAGGUUGUUUUUGUGAGUGGUGACAUUGCUCGACAACUUCCAUUGGAAGCCAAGCGUUUUUCAGCAAUUGAUAAAGAGUGGGUGAGAAUUAUGUAUAAAGCACGAAAUAAUCCAAACGUCGUAGAUCUCUGCACAGGCGAUGAUGUGGUUGACAAAACUUUGAAAUAUCUCUUAGAACAACUUGAAGUGUCACAAAAAUCUUUGACGGGAUAUUUGGAGACGAAACGUUUAGUUUUUCCACGAUUUUUCUUCGUUUCUGAUCCCGUUUUGUUAGAAAUUCUUGGACAAGCUUCAGAUCCACGAUCAAUUCAACCGCAUUUGCCGAGUAUUUUUGAUGGCGUAGAUCAUGUUGAGUUCCAAGAGGGAAGAAACGAUAUGAUUGUUGGAAUGUGUUCAGACAAUGGUGAACGUGUUCCACUCUUAAGUCCCGUAAAAUGUUCAGGGAAUGUUGAAAUCUGGAUUGGAAGAUUGCUUGAGAUGGUUCAAGACACUGUGAGAAUGAUUCUUGCUGAUAUUGGACUUCAAAUGGGCAAUGACAAAUUUAAUUACAAAGAUAAACUUGAAAGCUUGUGUGGACAAGGCCAAUUAAUUUGCAUUCAACUUUUGUGGACAAAAGAUGCUGAAUAUGCUUUAAGUUUUUGCAAAAUCGAUCGGAAGAUUCUCCAAAAAACUCUUUUAGGCUUUCAAGAUAUGCUCGACUUCUUCCUUGAUCUCACAGUGAAAAAUUUAACUAAACUUGAACGUGUGACAGUUGAAACUCUUGUAACAAUUCAUGUACAUCAAAAAGAUAUCUUUGAUGAACUCGUAAGAUUGAAGAUUAAAUCAGUUGACGAUUUUGAAUGGCAGAAGCAAGCUCGAUUCUAUUUCGAUUUAAAUCAAGAAGAAACAAUCGUGAAAAUUACUGACAUUGAUUUCGUGUAUCAAAAUGAAUAUCUUGGUGUGAAAGAAAGACUUGUCAUUACACCAUUAACAGAUCGUUGUUACAUUACAUGGGCACAAGCCAUUGGAAUGCAUAUGGGAGGUGCACCAGCUGGACCCGCAGGAACAGGAAAAACUGAAACCACCAAAGAUAUGGGACGUGCUUUGGGUAAACUUGUUGUCGUCUUCAAUUGUUCGGAUCAAAUGGAUUUUCGUGGUUUAGGAAGAAUUUACAAAGGUCUUGCACAAUCAGGAAGUUGGGGUUGUUUUGAUGAGUUCAAUCGAAUUGAACUUCCAGUUUUAUCGGUUGCAGCACAACAAAUUUACAUUGUGUUGAAUGCUAAAAGAGAGAAGAAGAAAGUUUUCAUAUUCAGUGAUGGCGACAAAGUGAAACUAAACCCUGAAUUUGGUAUUUUCAUAACAAUGAAUCCUGGUUAUGCUGGUCGUCAGGAACUUCCUGAAAAUUUAAAAAUUCAAUUUAGAACCGUUGCGAUGAUGGUUCCUGAUCGACAAAUUAUUAUGCGUGUGAAACUUGCUAGUUGCGGCUUUCGUGAUAAUUUGAAACUUUCAGCGAAAUUUUUCACACUUUAUAAGCUUUGCGAAGAACAACUUUCAAAGCAAGUCCAUUAUGAUUUUGGAUUAAGAAACAUUUUGUCAUGUUUGAGAACUCUUGGCGCUGUGAAGCGUGCAGCAACAGGAAAGUUUCAAGAAGAAGACAUAUUAAUGCAAGUUUUAAGAGAUAUGAAUUUAUCGAAACUUGUUGAUGAAGACGAGCCUUUAUUCUUGUCAUUAAUCUCGGAUCUCUUUCCUGGACUUAAGCUUCGUACGGCAUCACAUAAAGAACUUCAAGAUGCUAUAAGCGAAGCGGUUCAAAAUUUGUCGCUUAUUAACGAAACGGCUUGGAAUCUUAAGAUUGUUCAGCUUUAUGAGACGUCUCUGGUUCGUCAUGGUUUGAUGGUUCUAGGACCAACAGGUGCAGGGAAAACAAAUUGCAUGAAUGCAUUAUACCAAAGCUUAACAAUCAUGGGACUUCCUCAUAGAGAGAUUCGAAUGAAUCCUAAAGCAAUUACAGCUCCACAAAUGUUUGGACGUUUAGAUGUAACAACAAAUGAUUGGACUGAUGGAAUCUUUUCAGUCUUAUGGCGACGAACAUUAAAAUUUAAAACAGACUUUGUCUGGCUUGUUCUUGACGGUCCCGUUGAUGCAGUUUGGAUUGAAAACUUAAAUUCAGUCCUUGACGAUAAUAAAACUUUAACUCUUGCCAAUGGCGAUCGUAUUUUGAUGAGUCCAAACUGUAAAUUAGUCUUUGAACCUGACGCUAUUGACAAUGCAUCACCAGCUACAGUGAGUCGCAUGGGAAUGGUGUUUAUGAGUUCUUCAGUGAUGCCAUGGAAUGCAAUCCUUGAAGGUUGGCUCUUGAAACUUACAAAUGAUGAUGCAAAAUCUUUCAGAAAGUUCUUUAACAAGAUUUAUGGCGAUGUCAAUUUAUUUGUUCAGACAAAACUCGAAGCUAAAAUGAAAAUUCUCGAAGCUAUUUAUAUUCGUCAGAUAUGUGACAUUCUCACUGGUUUACUUCCUGAAGAUUCAAAGUUGUCUGAUUAUCAUCUCGAACGAUUAUUUUUGUUUGCAUUGAUGUGGUCACUUGGCGCUGCACUUGAAUUUGAAGAUCGCGAUAAAAUGGAAAAUUUUGUUCUGAAUCAUCCCUCAAAGAUGAAAUGGCCGAAACUCGAAGUUGGUAAAUGGGAGCAUUGGAACUCUCAAAUUGAAGAAUUUAUUUAUCCAAGCGACUCAAUUCCUGACUACUCAAGUAUUCUCGUACCGAAUGUCGAUAAUAUUAGAACUGCUUUUCUUAUUGAAACAAUUGCAAAACAGCAUAAGUCUGUGAUGUUAAUAGGUGAACAAGGAACAGCGAAAACCGCAAUCAUCAAAGGAUUUAUGUCUAAAUAUGAUCCGGAAUAUCAUCUUACAAAAAGCUUCAACUUUUCGUCUGCUACAACUCCAAAUAUGUUCCAAAGAAUCAUCGAAUCUUAUGUUGAGAAACGAGUUGGAUUGACUUAUGGGCCACCACAACAUCGACGAAUGACGAUUUUUAUUGAUGACAUUAACAUGCCAUUAGUCAACGAAUGGGGUGACCAAGUAACGAAUGAGAUUGUGAGACAAUUGAUGGAAUAUUCAGGAUUUUAUUCACUUGAACGACCUGGAGACUUCUGUACAAUUCAAGACAUUCAAUUGCUUGCAGCAAUGAUCCAUCCUGGUGGUGGACGAAACGAUAUUCCAAUGAGACUCAAACGACAACUUUGCAUUUUUAAUUGUACUCUUCCCAGCAAUAAAUCAAUGGAUAAAAUAUUUGGAGUCAUCGGAAAUGGAUACUUUUGUGGAACUCGUUUUAAUAAAAAAAUAGUUGAAUUUGUGAGUCUUCUCAUUCCAUUAACGAGAAAAGUAUGGCAGCAAACCAAAAUUCAAAUGCUUCCCACACCUGCAAAGUUUCAUUACAUUUUUAAUCUUCGAGAUUUAUCACGAAUUUGGGGUGGCAUGUUAAAGAUCGAAAGGGAGCAAUGCCAGGAUGUUAAAAGUAUUUUGAAACUUUGGCAACAUGAAUGCACACGAACAAUUGCUGACCGUUUUACUAACGUUGAUGAUCGAGAAUGGUUUAAGAAGACAAUGACAAAAAUUGUGAAGUCAGAAAUUCCUGAAUAUUAUGAAGAUUAUCCAAAAGACGAAGUUUAUUUCGUGGAUUUCUUGCGAGAUGCACCAGACGUAGAUCCUGACCAUUUGGAAGAAGAUGCUGAUGAUUCAUCAGGCCAAUAUUAUUUAUACGAAGAAAUUCCAAGUUUUGAAGAAGUCAGGCAGAAAAUUUUAAAUUUCAUGGAAACAUACAACGUGGAAGUGCGUGGAGGGAAACUCAACUUGGUAUUUUUCCAAGAUGCUCUUAUACAUCUCAUGAUUAUUUCUAGAAUUAUUCGCACUCAGAGAGGCAACGCGCUUCUUGUUGGUGUUGGCGGAAGUGGGAAACAGAGCUUAACAAGAUUAGCUUCAUUCAUUGCUGGUUAUAGAAUUCAUCAAAUUACUAUAACACGUUCAUAUAACAUUACAAAUUUUGCCGACGAGUUUAAAUAUUUGUAUCGUGUUGCUGGUUUAGAGGGACAAGGAAUUUCUUUUAUUUUCACUGAUAACGACAUCAAAGAUGAAAGCUUUUUGGAGUAUCUCAACAAUGUUCUAAGUUCUGGUGAGAUUGCAAAUCUCUUUGCAAAAGAUGAGAUUGACGAAAUUACAAGCGAAUUAAUUCCGAUAAUGAAGAAAGUUGAUCCGAAGCGAAUACCAACACAAGACAAUCUUUAUGACUUUUUCAUUUCUCGAGCUCGUAGCAAUCUUCAUGUCGUGUUGUGCUUUUCACCAGUUGGAGAGAAAUUUCGUAAUCGGUCACUUAAAUUCCCUGGCCUUAUAUCUGGUUGUGUUAUUGAUUGGUUUCAAAAGUGGCCAAUGGAUGCUCUGGUCGAAGUUUCUCACUUCUUUUUAGCCGAUUACAAUAUUGAAUGUUCACCGAGUGUCAAAGAAGAAUUAAUUAAAAUGAUGGCGUAUGUUCAGGACAAUGUCUCUGAUGUUUGUGUCGAUUAUUUUGAAAGAUUUCGUCGACAAACUUUUGUUACACCAAAAUCAUUUUUAUCUUUUCUUGAAGGCUACAAAAAGAUUUACACAGAAAAUCUUGUGACAAUCGUUGACCAAUCACAAAAGAUGACAAAUGGAUUGGAAAAAUUACGUGAAGCUGCUGAAUCUAUUGACAUAUUAAAAGUACAAUUUCAAGUGAAAGUAAAUGAAAUAACUAAAGCAGAAGUGUCAGCACAAAAAGUGAUAGAAACUGUUGAAGUCACAAGAGAGACGGCAGAAGAAGCAAAGAAAGAAGUUGCAGUGAAGCAAAUAGCACAAGCUGCACUUGUUGAAAAAAUCAUAACAGCACAGAAAAUAACUGAGAAAGAAUUAGAGAAAACAAUGCCACAGUUGUUGAUGGCUGAAGCAGCUUUGAAAACUGUCAAAAGUCAAGAUAUUGCGACAGUUAGGAGACUCGGAAAGCCACCACAUCUCAUCACUGUUAUCAUGGAUGUUGUUAUGGUUUUGUUUUGCAAACGUUUAGAUUCAAUUAAAAUUGAUCCUGAAAAAUAUUUCCUUCAAACGUCAUGGGAACAAGCAGUAAAAAUGAUGGCAGAUACAAACUUCUUAAAGAAAAUUAUUGAAUUCAAACGUGAUACAAUCGAUGCUGAAUGUAUCGAUUUAAUGGAACCGUAUUUCAAUUUUCCAAAUUAUUCAGAAGAAGCAGCAAAGCUUGCAUGUGGAAAUGUUGCUGGUCUUUUAAAAUGGACGAAAGCAAUGGCAGAAUUUUAUUUGGUAAAUAAAGAUGUUCUUCCAUUAAAAGCUGAGUUGGCUGUAAAACAAGCACAAUCAGAGAAGGCGACAGAAGAGUUGCAGAAAUUAGAAGAAUCACUUGCAAUGAAAGAAAAGGAAUUGGAAAGUGCUGAAGAAGAAUUGGAAACGGCUAAUAAAGGACUUCAGAAUGUCAAAAAUGAAGCAGCUUUGCUUCAAAGUAAGUUAGAUGCUGCCCAUGCUAUGAUCACAGGGUUAGUAGAUGAAAGAGAGAGAUGGACUCAUCAGAUUGAACAAUUUAGCGAUGAAAUCGGAGCACUUGUUGGUGAUGUAUUAAUUCUUACUGGAUUUUUAUCAUACACUGGUCCAUUCAAUCAAGAGUUUCGAGCUUCAAUGCAAUUAAAUUGGCAACGAGAACUUGGAAGUCGACGAAUUCCAUACACGACGGGAUUAGAUGUUGUGACAAGACUUGCUGAUACUUCAAUGAUUGGUGAGUGGAAUCUUCAAGGUCUCCCAAAUGAUGAACUUUCAAUUCAAAAUGGAAUAAUUGUGACACAAGGUCCACGAUAUCCGCUUUUAAUUGAUCCACAAGCACAGGGAAAGUUUUGGAUAAAACAAAAAGAUAAAGAAAAUGGAUUAAUUGUGACAUCACUUGUUAAUAAAUAUUUCCGAAAUCAUCUCGAAGAUGCAGUCAGUCAAGGAUUGCCUUUGUUAAUUGAAGAUGUUGGAGAAGAGCUUGACCCAUGUUUAGAUAAUAUUUUAGAGAAAAACUAUGUGAAGAUGGGAAAUUCUUAUAAAGUUAAAAUUGGCGAUAAAGAAGUCGACACUCAUCCUGACUUCAGAUUGUACGUUACAACUAAGCUUCCGAAUCCAAUGUAUACACCGGAAAUAACCGCAAGAACGAUGAUAAUUGACUUCACUGUAACAAUAAAAGGACUCGAAGAUCAAUUGCUUGGUCGAGUUAUUCUUUCAGAGCGUAACGACAUUGAGACUGAAAGAAUGCAACUUGAAACUGAUGUAACAAUGAACAAAAAACUUAGUAAGGAACUGGAGAAUAACUUACUUUACAAACUAUCAACAACUCAAGGAAGUUUACUUGAUGAUUUGAGUGUAAUGGAAGUUUUAAACACCAGCAAAGCAAAAGCAAUUGAGAUAAGAGAAAAGUUGGAGUCAGCUGAAGUAGCGAAAGUUAUGAUAAAUCAAGCGCGAGAACAGUUUCGUUCAGUUGCAACACGUGGAAGUGUUUUAUAUUUUUCCAUUGUGAAAAUGACUUUAGUUAACAACAUGUACCAAACAUCUCUCGUUCAAUUCUUAGAACGUUUCGAUUAUUCACUUCGGAAUUCUGUCAAAACUCCAAUGACAAUCAAACGUAUUAAAAAUAUUACUGAAUUUCUUACUUACGAUAUCUUCAAAUACAAAUCUCGUGGACUUUAUGAGACUGACAAACUCUUAUUCGUUCUUCUUAUAGCACUCGAUAUUGAUUUGGAACGUGGAUUUAUCACAUUCGAAGAGUUUCAAAACUUUAUAAAAGGUGGAGCUGCUUUAGAUAUCAACACAUGUCCACCGAAAUCAGGUAAAUGGAUCAGCGACUCGACAUGGUUGAACAUCGUCCAGCUUUCAAAUCUUGCUCAAUUUAAAAAAAUCAUCAAUCAAAUAAAGACAAAUGAAAAAGAAUGGAAGCAAUGGUAUGAUAAAGCAGCACCUGAGGAAGAAGAAUUUCCCAGUGGUUACGAUCGUUUAGAUGACUUUCGUAAACUUCUCAUUAUACGAUCGUUUUGUAUCGAUCGUGCUUUAUCUCAAUGCACAAAAUACAUUUCAUUGUCAUUGGGUGCAAGAUUUGCUGACCCAGUUCUGCUGAAUUAUGAAAGUAUGCUUGAAGAAAGUCAAGUUUAUACACCAAUUGUUUGCUUCCUUUCCAUGGGUUCCGAUCCAACUCCAAGUAUUGAAAGCUUGGCGAAGAAAAAUCAAAUGAAAGUUGAUGCAAUUUCAAUGGGUCAAGGACAAGAAGUGCAUGCAAGAAAAUUGAUAAAAGAAUCGCUUGAUAAAGGUUAUUGGGUUUUGCUUCAAAACUGUCAUCUUGGAUUGGAAUAUAUGGAUGAAGUGACGUUGCAAUUGUUGGAACUAAAAUUGUCAGGCGAAGGAUACAACGAAAACUUUCGGCUAUGGAUAACGACAGAAGUUCAUCCGAAAUUUCCAGUUUCAAUGCUUCAAAUGUCAGUGAAAUAUACAAAUGAACCACCUUCUGGUGUUCGAGCUGGUUUGAAACGAACUUAUAGUUCAAUGAGUGAUGAUAUGCUUGAUCAUAGCGACUCAAAGUUCUACAUGCCAUUAAUUUAUUCAAUUUCAUUUUUCCACACCAUCGUUCAAGAGCGAAGGAAGUUUGGAGCACUCGGUUGGAAUAUUCCCUAUGAGUUUAACACGUCAGACUGGCUUGCUAGCUGUUAUUUCAUUCAAAAUCAUCUCGAUUAUUUGCAAACAAAUCAAUCAAUAAGUUGGAAAACCGUAAAUUACAUGAUUGGUGAAGUGCAGUAUGGUGGACGAGUCACAGAUAACUUCGAUAAGCGGCUACUUAACUGCUUUGCAAAGGCAUACUUUAGUGAUGAAAUGUUCAAAGAUACUUUCGCAUAUUACAGUGAAAAGGAUAAAUUUAGUUACAAAAUUGUAGUUCAAAAAACAGCGGAAGAUUAUCUUGAUUACUUUGACACGAUGCCAUCAACAGACCCACCAAAUGUUUAUGGGCUUCAUCCAAAUGCUGAUAUUACUUAUCAAACUAAUAAAACAAAUCAAAUAUUAGAUACAAUCAUCUCUGUUCAACCUAAGGAAUCUUCAGGGUCUGGAGGAGAAACUCGUGAAUCUGUAGUCACAAGACAAGUUGAAGAAAUGUUGACGAGAAUUCCACAACCUUACGAUGAAUUUGAAGUGAAGAAAAGUUUGACCAAAGACAUCACUCCGAUGAAUAUUUUCCUACGUCAAGAGAUUGAUAGAAUUCAAAGCAUUAUUUUGUUAGUAAAAUCAACGCUUAGUGAUUUAUUGCUGGCAAUUGAAGGUACAAUCAUUAUGAACGAUCAAUGUCGUGAUGCUUUUGAUAAUAUUUAUGAUGCUCGUGUACCGAAAGUGUGGUUACGUGGAAGUUGGGCUGCUUCAACUUUAGGCUUUUGGUUUACUGAAUUAAUUCAACGAAAUAUUCAAUUUUCAACAUGGUGCUUUAAAGGACGACCAAAUGCUUUUUGGAUGACUGGAAUGCGACUGUAUGAAUGUCCCGUCUAUAAGAAGAUAAAUCGAACUGAUCUCAAUUACAUCACAACUUUAUAUUUGCCAACAGCUAAGCCUCCCGAUCAUUGGAUAUUGCGUGGUGUUGCCCUUUUGUGCGAUGUCAAAUAA
Clunio marinus is the source of this 13494-nucleotide messenger RNA. The record is from the annotation of a GenBank genome assembly. Lineage: Eukaryota; Metazoa; Arthropoda; Insecta; Diptera; Chironomidae.